Messenger RNA from Symphalangus syndactylus (siamang), 599 nucleotides. Its product is annotated as MICOS complex subunit MIC10-like. The record is from RefSeq and is a predicted model, not a curated record. Gene Ontology annotation, cellular component: MICOS complex; mitochondrion; mitochondrial inner membrane. NCBI's taxonomy places the organism in Eukaryota, Metazoa, Chordata, Mammalia, Primates, Hylobatidae.
CCCGGCCAUCUAGCAGUUUGAAAUGUCAUUUAAGACUUUGGUAUCGUUAAAGAGUGCAGGGGCCGGCGGAGAGGAAAGCUAGAGGUGCGGGUGGGGAACAUGUCGGAAUCGGAGCUCUGCAGGAAGUGGGACCGGUGCCUGGCAGAUGCGGCGGUGAAGAUAGGUACUGGUUGUGGAUUAGGAAUUGUUUUCUCACUUACCUUCUUUAAAAGAAGAAUGUGGCCAUUAGCCUUCAGUUCUGGAACGGGAUUAGGAAUGGCUUACUCCAACUGUCAGCAUGAUUUCCAAGCUCCGUAUCUUCUACAUGGAAAAUAUGUCAAAGAGCAGCAGCAGUGACUUCACCUGAGAACGUCCCAGUGGGAAGACGAGAGAAAUCAUGUUUAUUCCUCAGGAAUAACUGAGGAUUCCUGAGGAUUCCUCAGGAACACUGAAGUGUCCUGGAGUAAGCUGCCAUUCUUCCGUAACAAUGUUAUCAGUAAUGCUUUAAACUCCAGCACCUGGUUAUGUAUUUGAAACCAAGUCUGUUUCUUGUUUUGUAUUUUUUCUCUGGAAAUGGUAGGGAGGUGGUCUUAAAUAAAUUAAACAAAAAUAGGAAAAAA